GUUCCUCCUCCACUACAUUGAUACAGCGUGUUCCUCCACCUCCACUACAUUGAUACAGCGUGUUCCUCCACUACAUUGAUACAGCGUGUUCCUCCACCUCCACUACAUUGAUACAGCGUGUUCCUCCACUACAUUGAUACAGCGUGUUCCUCCUCCUCCACUACAUUGAUACAGCGUGUUCCUCCUCCUCCACUACAUUGAUACAGCGUGUUCCUCCACCUCCACUACAUUGAUACAGCGUGUUCCUCCACUACAUUGAUACAGCGUGUUCCUCCACCUACACUACUGUGAUUAAGCAUCUUGGGGAUUUAGAAGUGAGUAUACGGCCACUGAAGAAUAAGUGUGUAUACGGAGUACACCUGGUAUAGUCUCCCACUACAGCACUUUAUACAACAAGAAGCCUAGGUCCUUACAGUCCUUAGCCGUGGUAUAUUGGCCAUAUACAUAUACAUAUAUUACCCCUAACCAGAGGAGCUUCCUUGUGACAGGUUAGGACUCAGCCCCUAACCAGAGGAGCUUCCUUGUGACACGUUAGGACUCAGCCCCUAACCAGAGGAGCUUCCUUGUGACACGUUAGGACUCAGCCCCUAACCAGAGGAGCUUCCUUGUGACACGUUAGGACUCAGCCCCUAACCAGAGGAGCUUCCUUGUGACACGUUAGGACUCAGCCCCUAACCAGAGGAGCUUCGUUGUGACAGGUUAGGACUCAGCCCCUAACCAGAGGAGCUUCCUUGUGACACUGGGCCUCCAUUUGACCAGGGUCAAAUAGGUUAGAAAACAUCAAGGAGGCAUCCCUAGUCCUUAUAUAGUGCACUACAGAGGCCUAUAGACCCUGGUCAAAUGGAGUGCACUACAGAGCCCUAUAGACCCUGGUCAAAUGGAGUGCACUACAGAGCCCUAUAGACCCUGGUCAAAUGGAGUGCACUACAGAGCCCUAUAGACCCUGGUCAAAUGGAGUGCACUACAGAGCCCUAUAGACCCUGGUCAAAUGGAGUGCACUACAGAGCCCUAUAGACCCUGGUCAAAUGGAGUGCACUACAGAGCCCUAUAGACCCUGGUCAAAUGGAGUGCACUACAGAGCCCUAUAGACCCUGGUCAAAUGGAGUUCACUACAGAGCCCUAUGGACCCUGGUCAAAUGGAGUGCACUACAGAGCCCUAUAGACCCUGGUCAAAUGGAGUGCACUACAGAGCCCUAUAGACCCUGGUCAAAUGGAGUGCACUACAGAGUCCUAUAGACCCUGGUCAAAUGGAGUGCACUACAGAGUCCUAUAGACCCUGGUCAAAUGGAGUGCACUACAGAGUCCUAUAGACCCUGGUCAAAUGGAGUGCAUUACAGAGUCCUAUAGACCCUGGUCAAAUGGAGUGCACUACAGAUCCCUAUAGACCCUGGUCAAAUGGAGUGCACUACAGAGUCCUAUAGACCCUGGUCAAAUGGAGUGCACUACAGAGCCUUAUAGACCCUAUUCCCUUAAUAGGGCACUACAGAGUCCUAUAGACCCUGGUCAAAUGGAGUGCACUACAGAGCCCUAUAUACCCUAUUCCCUUAAUUUGUGCACUACCUUUGACCAGGACAUGUGGGUUAAUAGGGUCCCAUUUCAGAGAAACCAUAUCAUCUACCAUAAUAGUGGUACCUCCUCUCCUCCGUCAUUGGUUCUCAGCGUUCGACACUGAAGAGCCGAAGACGUUUCCCGAUCGACAGUGACGUCAACAACAAAAGGUGACAAUUUCACAAAUCAGCUUUUUCAUUAUGACUGAUCAUUUUUCAGUGUUUUACUCUGGGUGUUUUUUUCUCUUUAUAUUCACUUUGCAUAUUUUCCGUUGAUAAAUGGAAACUCUUUUACCAGAAUAAUGAACUGUACACCUGAAUUGGUGGUUUGGUAUUACUGGUACUGAGGUAUCUAUGGCAUCGAUCAUCGCACAAUCUCAAAUGUCUUUCCGAAAGACUUGGUAAUAUAAAAGUCUGAGAAGAUUAUUUUUUUGGGGGCGAGGUACACUUCUUCUCAUCAUCAUGAGUCUCAGCCUGUUGACAUUUCUCUGUCUCGGUCUUUGCCUCCCAGUGUGGAAUGCCCUGAAGGUUUCCCAGCCGUACCGUGUGGUGAGUCAUCGUGGUGAGGUGGAGUUAUUCUGCUCCUACCACCACACGGGGAGACAUGAACCGGAGGAGCUAAGGAUCGCUCUGUAUCGGGGGAUGUACGGCGAGCAGGAAGAACAGAAGGUGUGCGCCUCCUCCUUCACCAACACAAACACAGACUUCCAGACGGAGGGAGAGGCAGAGAGGACGGUGCGUUGUCGAGGCCAGUUAGAGCCUGGCAAGGUGAACCUGACUAUCUCUGGUCUCCGGGGUAACGACACUGACCUGUACCGCUGUGCCAUAGAAGUCCUGUACCCUCCGCCAUACCUCAGGACGUUUGGGAAUGGCACCCUUCUCUAUAUAACAGAGGAACCUGAGUGCUUUACCCCAGAGGCCCAGAGAAGAGAUGAUGUAACGGGAGAAACGUCAGUCAGACUACCGCUAGCAGGACUGGCCGCUGCCACCAUAUUAAUAGUCAUCUCUGCCAUUGUUAUCCUCUUCGUUCAUCAGGUUCUACAGAGGAAAAGGAGAUUUGAAACAAUAAUACCAAUGGCGUCACAGAAUGACGGAAGAUUUGAUUAUGGGAACUUCCAAUGAAGAAUUUUUAAAGAAAUUAUAUAUAUUUUAUAUAUAUAUAUAUUAUUUUUUUAAAUCCAUUCUAUAUGUUUCAUUGUGUUGUAAUAUAAAGAAAUUGCAGACUAGUGAAAUCAAGUCUACGACUAGCCUCGAAUAAAUUGUUGGUUUUUGAUCAGUAAUUUCCGUCUUUGUCACAAUCAUUUCUUAUAAACACACGUUUUGUUGAAUAGCCAAUUGGUUACUGAACACUCAAGAGUGUGCUGAUGAUCUUACUCAGAGAUUUCACCAGUAGCACUAAUAUCUAGAUGGCAUUUCAAAUGAAAUGACUACACAUUUACUGAGAUUUCUUUGUCCUACUCAAAAUAAAACACUAGACCACGAUAAAGAUCCAUAUUGAGAUUGUGGUCGAGACUCAAGACAGCCUUUGAUGAGUUAUCACUUCCUGUCUGGAUCGACAGCCGACAGCUGGAGAAAUAUUCAAAUAAACAGCUGGAGAAAUAUUCAAAUAAACAGCUGGAGAAAUAUUCAAAUAAACAGCUGGAGAAAUAUUCAAAUAAACAGCUGGAGAAAUAUUCAAAUAAACAGCUGGAGAAAUAUUCAAAUAAACAUGUGUAGGCUAUUAUAAUUGGUUUUACCUUUUAGAAAUAUGUAUUUACCAAUCACUCACAAAAUCCUAAAAUGUGUGUCUUUUUAAGAACCGUAUAGCUGAAUAAUUCCUUAACCUAUAGGGCUUUGUAGUGCACUCCAUUUGACCAGGGUCUAUAGGGCUUUGUAGUGCACUCCAUUUGACCAGGGUCUAUAGGGCUCUGUAGUGCACUCCAUUUGACCAGGGUCUAUAGGGCUCUGUAGUGCACUCCAUUUGACCAGGGUCUAUAGGGCUCUGUAGUGCACUCCAUUUGACCAGGGUCUAUAGGGCUCUGUAGUGCACUCCAUUUGACCAGGGUCUAUAGGGCUCUGUAGUGCACUCCAUUUGACCAGGGUCUAUAGGGCUCUGUAGUGCACUCCAUUUGACCAGGGUCUAACAAUAAUUCAAUUCAUGAUACAGUGGCCUUCAGAAAGUAUUCACACCCCAUGACUUUUCCCACAUUUUAUUGUUACAGCCUGAAAUUAAAAAUGGAUUCCAUUGAGAUUGUGUGUCACUGGGCCUACACACAACACACCAUAAUGUCAAAGUGGAAUUAUGUCUUUAGACAUUUUUUUACAAAUUAAUUAAAAAUUAGAAGCUUAAAGGUCUUGAGUCAAUAACUAUUGAACUUUGUUCUGGCAAGCCUAAAUAAGUUCAGGAAUAAACAUUUGCUUAACAAUCACAUUAUACUGUUGCAUGGACUCACUGUGUGUGCAGUAAUAGUGUUUAAUAUGAUUUCUGAAUGACUACCUCGUCUCUGUACCCCCACACAUACAAUUAUCUAUAAGGUCCCUCAGUCGAGCAGAGAAUUUCCAACACAGAUUCAACCACAAACACCAGGGAGGUUUUCCAAUGCCUCGCAAAGAAGGCCACCUAUUGGUAGAUGGGUAAAACAUGAAAAAGCAGACAUUGAAUAUCCCUUUGAGCAUGGUGAAGUUAUUAAUUACACUUUGGAUGGCGUAUCAAUACACCCAGUCACUACAAAGAUACAGGAGUCCUUCCUAACUCAGUUGCUGGAGUUACUCCCCAAUACUAACCAUAACUUACUCCACAAUACUAACCAUAACUUACUCCCCAAUACUAACCAUAACUUACUCCACAAUACUAACCAUAACUUACUCCCCAAUACUAACCUAACUUACGCCCCAAUACUAACCAUAACUUACUCCCCAAUACUAACCAUAACUUACGCCACAAUACUAACCAUAACUUACGCCACAAUACUAACCAUAACUUACGCCACAAUACUAACCAUAACUUACUCCACAAUACUAACCUAGCUUACUCUGCAAUACUAACCUAACUGACAGAGUGAAAAGAAGGAAGCCUGUACAGAAUAAAAAUAUUCCAAAACAUCCACUCUGGUGGUGGCUGCAUCAUGUUAUGAGUAUGCUUGUCAUCGGCAAGGACUAGGGAGUUUUUCAGUAUAAAAAAUAAAUGGAAUAGAGCUAAGCCCAGGUAAAAAACUAGAGGAAAACCUGGUUUAGUCUGCUUUCCAACAGACACUGGGAGACGAAUCCACCUUUCAGCAGGACAAUAGCCUAAAACACAAGGCUAUAUACAUGUAAUAUUCCUGAGGAGCUGGCCUAUUACAUUUUUGACUAAAAUUGUCUUGAACAUCUAUGGCAAUACUUGAAAAUGGCUUUCUAGCAAUGAUCACAACCUACUUGACAAAGCUUGAAGAAUAUUAAAGAGAAUAAUGUGCAAAUAUUGUACAAUCAAGAUGAGUAAAGCUCUUCGAUACUUACUCAGAAAUACUCACAGCUGUAAUCGCAGCCAACGGUGAAUCUAACAUGUGUUGACUAAAGGGUGUGAAUACUUAUUUUUGUUUAAAAAAUAAAUAAAUAAUAAUUUUCAAUAAAAUUAGCAAACAUUUCUAAAAAAACAUAUUUUCACUUUUUCAUGAUGAAGUAAAUGGGUUUUUAGCUUGUAGCACAACAAUAUGUGGAAUCAUUUGAGGGGUAUAAAUACUUUCGGAAUGUAAGGGCUGUCGUUCUCCUCUUCCUCGGACGAGGAGAGGAGAGAAGGAUCAGUAGACCAAAACGCAGCAUUCGGGAAAUAAGCCUUCUCUUUAUUAUAAACGACGGCAACACGAAAACAAAACACUUUCAAAAUACAAAACAAGAAAACGACGUAGACGAAAACCUGAACAUGAACUUACUUAACUAAAACGUAAAACUCACGGACAGGAACAGACUACAUCAAAAACGCACGAACAACCAAACAGUCCCGUAUGGUGCAAACCAUAACACAGAUACGGAAGACAAUCACCCACAAACAAACAGUGAGAACACCCUACCUAAAUAUGACUCUCAAUUAGAGGAAAACGCAAAACACCUGCCUCUAAUUAAGAGCCAUACCAGGCAACCCAAAACCAACAUAGAAACAGAAAACAUUGACUGCCCACCCAAAACACACGCCCUGACCAUAAACACAUACAAAAACAACAGAAAACAGGUCAGGACCGUUACACGGAAGGCAUUGUAGAUUAUCAGGUGCCAAGAACUUUGACCGUCGACCCCGACAACAACAUUUUCUGAAAAAUAUGCCUUUAAUAAGUUGAUGUAGUCUUAUUUUGUUACCAAAGUAAUAAUAAGAAAGAAAAGUGAAUCAAACCUCAAAAGCACUUCUUCAUUAUCAAUCCAUCUGCCAGUUUCCCCACUGACACCCUGUUCCCUAAGUAGUGCACUGCUUCUAACCAGCGUGCCAUUUGGGACACAGUUUCCAGCGUGUGCUUUGACAGUAUAAUAACAGGAUGUCAGGAUCGGGGCCCCAUGCAGCUCUGGGGUUCAAGCACUAUUUGAAAUCACUUCAAAUGCUUUAGCUGGGCUUGAUUGGCUGCUUGACAGUUACAAUGGAACCAGCAGGAAGUUCCUAUACGCCCCAAACCCUGUCCAUCUGCUACUGCAGGCAGGCUAAAGCUAACACUUACAAGUAUUUGAAAGAUUUCAAAUAGUAUUUGAACCCAGGCAUGCCCUACAGGAGGCCUCUUCUUCUAGAGACUACCGCACCUUUACAGCUAGUGUGCGUCCCAAACGGCACCUUAUUCCCUACAUAGUGCACUACUUUUGACCAGAGCCCUAUGGCACCCUAUGUAGGGAAUAGGGUGCUACGGCCCAUAGGGCUCUGGUCUAAAGUAGUGUACUAUGUAGGGAAUAGGGUGCUACGGCCCAUAGGGCUCUGGUCUAAAGUAGUGCACUAUGUAGGGAAUAGGGCUCUGGUCUAAAGUAGUGCACUAUAUAGGGAAUAGGGCUCUGGUCUAAAGUAGUGCACUAUGUAGGGAAUAGGGUGCUACGGCCCAUAGGGCUCUGGUCUAAAGUAGUGCACUAUGUAGUGAAUAGGGUGCUACGGCCCAUAGGGCUCUGGUCUAAAGUAGUGCACUAUGUAGGCAAUAGGAUGCCAUUUGGACGAGCCCAGCCUCUUUACUGCUGACUGACUUCGGUCUAGUUCCUCGUGACAAACUUCAGAGAAACACACUCAACACAACAGGAUGUGGCAGUAACCACUGAUUAGGCUCGCCUAGUUAGAAAUCAAAGGGUUUUUCCUUUUUUACUGAUAACAGAAAUUGUCCGUGAACAUGCUGGUACAGCAGAUUUACAUGACCUACAACAAAAAAUGACGAAAAAUGGAGAAAAGGAAAAUGUGUACAUUUAAUAGCUAACAAGGUACGGGUGCUGUAUUUACCGUAUUUAGUGGAGCCUAUUAGUCUGCUAACAACAGAAAAACACACCCGUACCACUGGCAAGGAACCUGUUAAGCUCCAUUUAUUCUCACGGGAAUGCAAAUGCCUCCAUAUUUCCAUUUCUACUAAAUCAAAACUAGAAAGAUUUUCCAGUGUGGUCAAAAGUGUUUAACCACGAACAAGUCCUCUUGUCUUCGCUUUAACCAUACACAGUCACUAUCCAUUUUAGCGUAUGAAAUGGUCUUUCAUAAUAAUAGACAUUAGAUAUUA
This is a messenger RNA of Salvelinus fontinalis (brook trout), 7225 nucleotides long. RefSeq names its product CD28 molecule (gene cd28). NCBI's taxonomy places the organism in Eukaryota, Metazoa, Chordata, Actinopteri, Salmoniformes, Salmonidae. Gene Ontology annotation, biological process: T cell receptor signaling pathway; regulation of T cell proliferation. The transcript is spliced from 4 exons. Gene Ontology annotation, cellular component: external side of plasma membrane. Bases 2010 to 2669 code for a protein of 219 amino acids. The record is from RefSeq and is a predicted model, not a curated record.